Messenger RNA from Schizosaccharomyces cryophilus OY26, 2223 nucleotides. RefSeq names its product transcription factor Rsv2. NCBI's taxonomy places the organism in Eukaryota, Fungi, Ascomycota, Schizosaccharomycetes, Schizosaccharomycetales, Schizosaccharomycetaceae. The transcript has a single exon. Bases 1 to 1881 code for a protein of 626 amino acids. The record is from RefSeq and is a predicted model, not a curated record. Gene Ontology annotation, cellular component: nucleus. Gene Ontology annotation, biological process: regulation of transcription by RNA polymerase II.
AUGGACACUACAGAAAAUUCACAAUCAAGGCUGCCGUCAAAUAACUCAAAGAAUGAACCGUAUGGUAGCGACUGGAGAUUCCAGGAAACUCAAUUGCCUUACAAUCACCCUGUAAAGAACAAUAAACAACCCGUACCAAGCAUUUUUCCUAAUGUUUUCUCAGAUAACGAUUUUGACCAACUUUCGACAAACGAAAUGGAUUUGAAGCGAUUGGACCCGAAUUCAAAAGAAUCUAUGGACGCUUCGGGAUAUCCCGAUAUGUCUUCUUGGGAUUAUAUGAUGAAUGUCCCCAUUCGUGUGUAUAAUGACGCUGAUGGAAUGGACCCUUUCACCCUUGACACCAUACAAGACUCAACUAUGGACAUAUCGCUUGAUCCAAUGUCUGCGGAGUAUGCACAAGGAGGAAACUUUCCAAGUGCUCCGUCGUCAUUGGGAAGUAAUCCCCCGUUUGUUACAACUCCUUCGAAUGGAUCAAACGAAAACAAUUCUCUCCCAAAUAGCAAUGACCUAGAUAUCCCUUUGUCUCCACCUGCAAAUGCUGAUUUCAAUACAGCACCUCCUAACAUCUCCAUUCCUCCUCCUCUUACUCCUUCACUUCCUGCCGUCAACGAAUCCUCCUCCUUUUCGAACAAUAAGCUACAACUUCCGAGCCAAGUUCUUCCCGAUGGGACUGGCUCAAUCCCUGAAGUUAAUGCCAAUCCAUUCGAUUUGAAUUCCCCUACUCUAGAAACUGAUUUGCUUCCCCCCGACCGAAUCGCACAAGGUUAUUCUAAAAAAGAAUCGUCUUUGCAACCUCCUCCAAUGCCGCCCCCUAUUCAAUCACAAAAUCAGCAGCAACUGAAACAGGAGCAAACUGCUCCUCCUCUGGUUUCCUCAACCGAGAAAAAUUCCUCCACGAUGCCUGUUAAGCAAGAAUUCGGCUUUUCUCCGCAAAAAUAUCCUGAACAAGUUCAACCCAACUUAUCACAAGCUUUCCAAAUGUAUACCAUGAAUAAUGAUCUUCCUAAACAGUCUAACAUGCCUAUGGAUGGCGAAACCAUUCCCGAAUAUAACAAUUAUCCUGUGCCUGACACCUCUUUGGAUUAUCCCACUGUUCAGCGUUCACAGGCAUUAGCUGAAGCUGCAGACUCUUUAUUACCUCCAAAUCCUUCCGUAAAUAAAGAUUAUGGUUCAGAGGCUUUGGAUGGUGUUCCUGAUAUUCUUCCUUCUCAAAUGGAGACCUCCCAAUUCCAGUCGGAAUCACUACAAUCUCAACCGAAUCAUACGUUCCCUAGUCCCGCUAAUACUUCCUAUCGUCCUAAACGCCCCUCACUUGUCCUUGGUUCCAUGAAUUCCCUUUCUCCUACCCAGCCGCCUGUUGUCGUUCCUUCCAAUACCACUCUUAGCCCGUCCCCUCCGUCUACAUCUCCCAUUAAAAAUACAGUUGCUAAUAGUGGAUUUACUCCAUAUGACGCUGCAAAAUCGCAGGUCUCUGCACAAGCUUCUGUAGCCGAACCACCACAAGCUCAACCUUUACCCAGGGCGUCGCCCAGCGAAAAGAAGGAAGAUUAUCCCGUGGCAGCUGUUAGUGGGGAGAAGAACUCUAUUCCUGUUGAUACUACUCCAACCCCAAGUUUAACUACAUCGGCAGGAACACAACGUAAACGGAGGAAAUUUAAAUUUGGUAAACAAGCAGGACCAGUACGUUGUACAUUACCGAAUCGCACUACUGGUGAAACCUGUAAUACUGUGUUUUCUCGAACUUAUGAUCUGAUUCGUCAUCAAGAUACUAUUCAUGCUAAAACUCGCCCUGUUUUCCGUUGUGAAAUUUGUGGAGAUCAGAGGCAUUUCAGCCGACACGAUGCUCUUGUUCGACAUUUACGAGUAAAACACGGUAGAUAAAAGAACAAUCCAUAAUUGUGCUUUUACAGAAAAAAAGGAUCAGUUCUUUCAAAUUGGGGAAAAAAAAAUUUUUUAUUAUCUUACGCCAAGUUAUGAGAAAAUCUUUGUAAUUUUUUGUUGACGAUUCUUGAACAUGUCUACAACAAUUUGAGGUUUUCGGUUUACGUUUUUUUCGUUCAUGUAUAUUUAAUAAUUCUCUGUUUCUUUUCUUGGAUUUUAUCUUUUCUUGUUGAUCUUGUCGUUUAUUGUUUUCAAUACUCUGUGUACCCGAAUUCCUUUUGGUGUGAAUUAAUUCAUUGGUUAUUAAUAAUAAUAUUAAAGAAAAAUAAUGUUGAAAUUUGA